Messenger RNA from Saccharomyces kudriavzevii IFO 1802, 1251 nucleotides. It is a transcript of the gene SPR28, whose product is annotated as septin SPR28. Gene Ontology annotation, biological process: cytoskeleton-dependent cytokinesis; cellular bud neck septin ring organization; division septum assembly. The transcript has a single exon. The record is from RefSeq and is a predicted model, not a curated record. Lineage: Eukaryota; Fungi; Ascomycota; Saccharomycetes; Saccharomycetales; Saccharomycetaceae. Gene Ontology annotation, cellular component: septin ring; cell division site; microtubule cytoskeleton. Gene Ontology annotation, molecular function: GTP binding; GTPase activity; molecular adaptor activity. The coding region runs from base 1 to 1251 and encodes 416 amino acids.
AUGAACGAUUACUCUGCCUUGGAACACCAUACUCCGAAUAGAGAUGAGUUAAGACGUCGUAAAGGUUAUAAAAAAGGGUUACAAUUAUCAAUUUUACUACUUGGAGAGAAGGGCAGCGGCAAAUCGACAUUUUUAAACAACUUAUGCGGUAAACAUAUAUCGCUCUCAGAUGAUGAUGAUGAUGAAGUAGCAAAAAAUGCAGCCAUAAAAAAAGGAAAUGCAAUUCAAGAUACAAAUGCUGAGUAUAAAACAGCUCAUUUGAGUCCUGGGCUAAGAAUUGUUACCAAAAGAGUAUACUUGAACGAUGAGCUAGGAGUGCCAAUCACCCUAGAUAUCAUAUUAUUUCCCGGCUGCGGUGACAAUGUCGAUAAUUCACAAAGCUCGGUUGAAAUUAAAAGGUAUUUAGAUCAACAGUUUGAAAAUGUUUUAAAAGAAGAAGUCAGAAUAAAGAGAAACACAAGAGACACUGAUGGUAGGCCUCAUGUUUGUUUAUAUUUCCUCAAGAGUACUCCGAGGGGAGUCAAGAAAUUUGAUGUUGAGCUAAUGAAGACAAUUUGUGAUAAAGUUAAUUUGAUUCCCAUCAUUCCGAAAGCUGACGGUCUUACGGAAGCCGAAUUAGCAUUACACAAAGAUAUUGUGCGUCAAGAAAUUUUACAAAAUGAUAUACAUGUUUUUGAUUUCAAAAGUGAUAACUUAGGAGAAACGCUGGCUCUCUAUGAUAUGGAUGUGGACAGCAAUCCAGGAAAGUCCAAAUACUCCCGCGACACGAAAAUUAAAGACAUAUCGCCAUUUGCUAUCAUCUGCAGCAACGCCAUCCGCACAACUGCAGAAAAUAGUGUUGAGCACAUAAGAGAAUAUGAGUGGGGCAGUUUGAUUGUCGAAGAUCAAACCACCUCGGAUUUUAUAUACCUGAAGGCAAUACUAUUAGGGUCCCACCUACAGGAAUUGAAAGAUGUGACAAACAACGUCUUGUAUGAAAAUUACAGGGCUGAGAUAUUAACCGAAAAGAAAAUUCAUUGCGAUAUUCCUAAUUAUAGCUACAUGGACGAAGGUUCCCGGGAAAGCAUCAGUAAUGUUUCCACCAGAAGAAGUAGUUCAAGUAGAACACUGGGGAAUCUGGAUUUGAACGAUGAAAAUGCCUACAAAAUAUACAAAGAAAUAGAUGAGAAAAAUAAAAUUAUCGAAGACUACCAGAAGAAGAUUGAUUCACUGGAGAGAAUGCUAACUGGUCCUGACAAAAGUAAAGCUUAA